AUGGCAGAAGAAAAUAGGACUCUGGUAACUGAGUUUGUCCUCACUGGACUUACGGAUCGUCCCGGGCUGCAGGUGCCCCUGUUCCUGGUGUUCUUGCUGGUCUACCUCGCCACCAUGGUGGGCAAUCUGGGCCUGAUUGCUCUCAUCUGGAAGGACGCCCGCCUGCACAGCCCCAUGUAUUUAUUCCUUGGCAGUCUAGCCUUUGCAGAUGCAUGCACUUCAACCUCUGUGACUCCUAAGAUGCUUAUCAAUUUUUUAUCUAAGAAUCACGUGAUAUCCCUCUUUGAAUGUAUGGCCCAAUUUUAUUUUUUUGGUUCCAGUGCAACCACAGAGUGUUUCCUUCUGGUAGUCAUGGCCUAUGACCGCUAUGUAGCCAUAUGUAGCCCCUUGUCUUAUCCAGUGCUUAUAUCCAAUGGCCUCUGUACUCGGGGAAUAGGCGUUUCAUAUUUCAUUGGUUUUCUGCAUUCAGCAGUUCAUGUGGGUUUGUUAGGUAGACUAACUUUCUGCAAGUCCAAUAUCAUACAUUAUUUCUACUGUGAAAUUUUACAACUGUUCAAAGUUUCUUGCAUCCAUCCUGUGGUUAAUAUGCUUCUGAUUUUAAUCUUUUCAGCUUUUAUACAAGUCUUCACUUUUAUGGCUAUCAUAAUCUCUUACUCCUGCAUUCUCUUUGCCAUCCUGAAAAAGAGGUCUGAGAAAUGCAGAAGCAAAGCCUUCUCCACAUGCAGCGCCCACCUGCUCUCAGUCUCUCUGUUCUACGGCACUCUCUUCUGCAUGUACGUGCGUCCUGGGUCUGGACCAGCGGAAGAUCGGGACAGAAUGUAUUCCUUAUUUUACACGAUAAUAAUUCCCCUGCUAAAUCCUUUUAUUUACAGCCUGAGGAACAAGGAGGUUAUAGGUGCCUUGAGAAAAAUAAUGAAGAAAUAA
This is a messenger RNA of Nycticebus coucang (slow loris), 924 nucleotides long. RefSeq names its product olfactory receptor 5AC1-like. Gene Ontology annotation, cellular component: membrane. The coding region runs from base 1 to 924 and encodes 307 amino acids. Gene Ontology annotation, molecular function: G protein-coupled receptor activity; olfactory receptor activity; odorant binding. The record is from RefSeq and is a predicted model, not a curated record. Gene Ontology annotation, biological process: G protein-coupled receptor signaling pathway; sensory perception of smell. The transcript has a single exon. NCBI's taxonomy places the organism in Eukaryota, Metazoa, Chordata, Mammalia, Primates, Lorisidae.